CGUGUAAAUCCCACUGGGAUUAUACAUCUGAUAUAUAAUCUUGAAUAGUUCUGCUGUUAAUAUCAGUCAUUGUAUUACCGACAGCACGACUGCAUACGGAAAUAUAUUUUUUUUUUAAACGUAUACUACAAGGUUAACAAAUUUAAAGUGAUGAUAAAUCGCAUGUGGCAUGGACAUAAAUAAUCUGUAUCACAAUACACAUGUAAGUUUACCUUGAUGGUUUAUCGCGAUUGUUAAGGCCAAAUGUGACUUUCGGCAAAAUAUCACAUGUGUAUGCAGUGUGUAUCAGCAUUUCUUUCAAUGAUAAUGUAGGCAACAAUUUGUUUCGACGUUCCAUACCAAUAUCGCAAUUCACGGUGGAUAUCACGGAUUUUCCGCAUCGUUCUCUCGCUUAUAGGAUUUUUACCUUUUUAUUUUUUCGUUGGUAUGGUGAAUAACUAUGUAGUAAAUCGUGAGCUCAUGAGACGAAUGAAAAUGACAAGAUUAUAUAAGUCUAAUAUUGUGAGUGGAUAGAAUAAACUUCAAGAUAAAGAGGAGUUGGCAAAUAAGAUAACAGAGAAAUGUCCGGUUCUACGAAGGCCACAGUGAUGGACACCUCUUACCGGAAUUCUGAUCCGCUUACAUCGGAAUUUACUUUCAUGAACGUGACGUUAUUGAACUCGACGACCACUUCUGAUAGUUCUCAAUCUGAUAUUGGUGCAAAUGUUUUCUUGAAGAUAGCCGGCAUAUUUUUAGUAAAUUUUCUAGUUCUUUUUGGUAACAUUUUGAUAUUUUUGGCUGUGUUUACAGACAGGGCUUUGCGAACGACUACGGUUUGCUUCAUUGUAAAUCUCGCUGUUGCGGACUUGCUGCUCGGUGUAGUUGUUUUACCUUUUGCAGGUUACCAAAUAUUAAUGGAGAGCUGGGAUUUUAGUGACCCAUUUUGUGACAUAUGGGCAGCAACGGAUGUUUUGUGUUCUACUGCGUCUAUAUUCGGUCUAUGCUGCAUUGGAAUCGAUCGGUAUAUCGGUGUUACAAGGCCACUUAAGCACCAUCUUAUAAUGACAAAAAAGAAAACGUUAUUAACAAUCGGAUUGAGUUGGGCUUGUGCUUUUGGUGUAGCAUGUGGUCCUUUAUUUGGAUGGCGGCCAAAACGAGAUUCGAAACAGUGUCCUAUGACAGAUUCUAUGGAGUAUGGUCUGUUUUCAACAUCCAUUUCGUUCUAUAUACCGCUCGUUAUCGUUCUCAUAAUGUACUAUCGGAUUUAUCGCGAAGUUAGAAAACAAACCAAAGCAAUAAAGGCUGGUGAGAAGACGUACGUGAUCGCCAAUGAGGGCGCUGGUUCUGUUACCCUACGAAUACACGUCAGCAUAUCAGCCAAUCGUAAGACAGCAUCGAGAAAGAACUUUGUCAAAUCAAGAAGUUUCUCUCAAAAAGUUGCUUCGUUCAACCGUCAAAAGAGGGCAGCAAAGACUCUCGGAAUCGUUGUUGGCGGUUUCAUAAUAUGCUGGUUGCCGUUUUUCAUUCUCUUUCCUUUAAGUACAAUAUGCACUGGUUGUAUUUCGGCUAAGACGAUUGAUACCUGCACCUGGUUGGGAUAUUGUAAUAGUUUCUUGAAUCCGUUCAUCUACGCCUAUUCGAAUCAAUCUUUUAGAAAUGCGUUCAAGAGACUUUUAAUGUGUAAAUGCAAAAAAACCGGCCUUUACAGAAGCAGACAACUAGCUUUACGAAAGAUUAGCAAUAUUAAUAGAUACACUACAGGUGGUGGCGAAUCACCCAUUUUGUCUCAUCUAAAACACCGUAAACGGUGUAAACAUCCUAACAAUGACAACAUAAGCCUAAUGCAAUUAGAAAAAGUUUCGGAGAAACGGGAUUCGAUUAGAAGACAAAGAAAGGAUAAGCCUCGAGAUGUUCUCCCACAUAUUAUACUCGAACAAGAAGUUGAAAGUUCGUUGGCUAAUGACCGAACAAAUAGUGUACAUGAACAAAACUAUGUCGAUCAACGUGAAAUUAUGAAUCAAGGUAAAGCUUCACAAACUGUUGACGAAUUGCCCAAAACGCAAACAUUCCAUCUAAAGAGAAAUAUCUAUACAAACGGCGAAUGCGGGUCUACAUAUCCGAACGACACUCUAAUCGAAAGUGCCGACGGCGAUAGUAGCAGUUGUGACGAAGAUGAACAUUCUCCGUUUAUACAUAAUUUACAAAAUAGGGAACGAUUUUUUGAUGAAAGUACAAGAAUUUAUAAUAAUUUUCUGCAAACGAGAACACCCAGACGUUCGUCACAGAAAGGCCGCAGACCUAGUGCGCCUUCUGCUCAUUUUAGCGUUGUCGUUGAGACAGUAGAUGACCCAAAACAACCAAGACGAGGAAGUUAUUUUGUGUGAACUAUUAUUCAUCUUAUUUACAGUAUAUUGUUUAAGCAACUAAAUCAAAGAACGAGUCUUUUAAUCUAUACCUAGUUGUAGGGCUUCUACUGUAUACGGUAUCUACUUUUUUUUAGUUUUAAAACGUCACGCUGUUUGAAUGAAUGAUCAGAAAUAUGACAUGAAAAGUAGUAAGAACAUACAAAUGAACUGAUGGACGCACGGACGGAUGGACGGCUGGAAUGAUAAAUUAAUGGAAAGAAUGAUGGAAGGAAAGGAUGGAUGGACGGACGGACGGAUGCAUGGACGGAAGGGUGCAAGAAAGGAUGGAUGGAUAGACGGACGGACAGAUGCCUGGACGGAAAGGUGGAAGGAAGGAUUGAUGGAUAGAUGGAUGAAUCAAUAUAGGAACGAAUGAAAUGAACAAACGAACAGACAGACCUCCGGACGGACGACCGGACGGACGAACGGAAGAACGAGGGGAUGGGCCAAAGAAAAAGGAAAAUGAUGGAUGGACAGACCGACUAAUGGUUGGACAGAAAGAUGGAUGGAUGGAAGGACGGAUGAAUGGACGGGAAGGAAGGAAAAUGAAAGAUGGAUUAUUGGAUCGACGGUCGGAUAGACGGAUGGAUAGAUUGAUAGAUAAUUGGACAGAAGGACGAGAGGACGGAUGGGUGGAUUGGUAGAUGGACGGAUAGACGAAAACGGAUUGAUGGAUGAAUGGGUAAAUUGAUAGACGGAUGGAUAGAUGAAUACGGUUUUUAUUUUAUGUCAGUUAAAUUAAAUCUUUCACUUUUUUUGUAUACCGGUUUGACGAUUUUACAGUAAUUUUAUAAUUUAUUUUUUUUAAAUAUAUUUAUUGAUUUAUUGACAAUUCUAUGCAAUUAUGUGGUAAUUUUUUGGUAUUUCUUCAUUUUUUGUUUAUAUUUUGGUAUAAUCUUUGUAAUUGUUGAAUUGUAUAAUUGCAUGAGGUGUUGUCUUUGUUGGCAGGGGAUUGGAUGAGCACAUCUCUUGAUGACAAUUUAUUUUAGCUUAUCACUCAACAGCGCCUGCUCCACAGCCUCUUUUAUUUUGUCAUUUUUGCUUGUAUUAGGUUGAAAAUAAAAUAAAAUGAAUAAAGAAAAUGAAUUAAAAAAAA
This is a messenger RNA of Anneissia japonica, 3480 nucleotides long. RefSeq names its product alpha-1A adrenergic receptor-like. Bases 561 to 2363 code for a protein of 600 amino acids. Gene Ontology annotation, molecular function: alpha1-adrenergic receptor activity. Gene Ontology annotation, cellular component: membrane. Gene Ontology annotation, biological process: positive regulation of cytosolic calcium ion concentration; cell-cell signaling; phospholipase C-activating G protein-coupled receptor signaling pathway. The record is from RefSeq and is a predicted model, not a curated record. Lineage: Eukaryota; Metazoa; Echinodermata; Crinoidea; Comatulida; Comatulidae. The transcript is spliced from 3 exons.